Molecule: messenger RNA, 1961 nt
Organism: Helianthus annuus (common sunflower)
Lineage: Eukaryota; Viridiplantae; Streptophyta; Magnoliopsida; Asterales; Asteraceae
Product: ATP synthase subunit beta, mitochondrial
Exons: 7
Coding region: 149-1801 (550 amino acids)
Biological process (GO): proton motive force-driven mitochondrial ATP synthesis; proton transmembrane transport
Molecular function (GO): ATP hydrolysis activity; proton-transporting ATP synthase activity, rotational mechanism; ATP binding
Source: RefSeq, a predicted model, not a curated record
UUCACCCUCUGAAUAUUUCACUCACCACUCAUGCUCAUCAUCUUCCUUACAUAUCUCAAUCCCCAUUUCAUUUCACUCAUCAAUGAAUAACUGAUUAUAUAAUUUCAAUCAUCAUAUUUUAAAAAAAACCACUACUUACAUUUCUAAUAUGGCUUCCCGGAGGCUUCUAUCCUCCCUUAUCCGCCGUGUUAAACCACCAUCAAUCACCAAAUCCCACCACCACAACCCACCAAUCCAAUGUCCACGUUUUCGUCCUUCACCAGCCGGUUUUUUAAUAAACCAUGCAGCCAAGGCACGAUUUGCCACGGCUGCUGUGGCUCAGGCAUCUCCGGCGUCUUCCAAGGAAACCGGGAAGGUUACGGAUGAGUAUUCGGGUAAGGGUUCUGUGGGAGAGGUCUGCCAGGUGAUCGGUGCAGUGGUGGAUGUAAUAUUUGAAGAAGGGUUGCCGCCCAUUAUGACCGCGUUGGAGGUGAUGGAUAACCCGACUCGCCUUGUGCUUGAGGUGGCUCAGCAUUUGGGAGGGAAGGCGGUGCGGACGAUCGCUAUGGAUGGGACUGAAGGGCUUGUUAGAGGCCAAAAAGUUCUCAACACCGGCUCACCGAUCCUUGUUCCUGUUGGCAGACCAACACUUGGUCGUAUUAUAAAUGUAAUUGGAGAGGCUAUUGAUCAUAGGGGUGAAUUAAAAACGGACCACUAUCUUCCGAUUCAUCGUGAAGCUCCAGCUUUUGUUGAACAGGCAACUGAACAGCAGAUCUUAGUCACCGGAAUCAAAGUUGUGGAUCUACUUGCUCCCUAUCAAAGAGGUGGUAAGAUCGGCUUGUUUGGUGGCGCAGGUGUCGGGAAGACAGUGCUUAUUAUGGAACUCAUUAACAACAUUGCAAAGGCCCAUGGUGGUUUCUCUGUGUUUGCUGGGGUUGGUGAGCGGACUCGCGAAGGAAAUGAUUUGUACCGAGAAAUGAUUGAAAGUGGUGUGAUAAAGCUCGGGGACCAGCAAUCUGAGAGCAAGUGUGCACUUGUGUAUGGUCAAAUGAAUGAGCCUCCUGGUGCUCGUGCUCGUGUUGGGCUCACGGGACUCACUGUUGCUGAGCACUUCCGCGAUGCUGAAGGCCAGGAUGUGCUUCUGUUUAUCGACAACAUUUUCCGCUUCACUCAGGCCAACUCUGAGGUGUCUGCUUUGUUGGGGCGCAUUCCGUCUGCUGUGGGUUACCAACCGACAUUAGCAACGGAUCUUGGAGGUCUUCAGGAACGUAUUACCACAACUAAGAAAGGUUCCAUUACAUCUGUGCAAGCCAUCUAUGUGCCCGCAGAUGACUUGACGGAUCCUGCUCCCGCAACUACUUUCGCUCAUUUGGAUGCCACCACCGUGCUUUCUCGACAGAUUUCCGAGCUUGGAAUCUAUCCGGCUGUUGAUCCAUUGGAUUCAACAUCUAGAAUGCUUUCUCCUCGCAUUCUCGGUGAGGAGCAUUAUAAAACUGCUCGCGGCGUGCAAGAAGUUCUCCAGAAGUACAAAAAUCUUCAGGAUAUUAUUGCUAUUUUGGGAAUGGACGAGCUUAGUGAAGACGACAAGAUGACUGUUUCACGUGCUCGUAAGAUCCAACGUUUCUUGAGCCAACCCUUCCAUGUUGCUGAAGUGUUCACAGGCGCUCCUGGGAAGUAUGUAGAUAUAAAAGAAAGCGUCGCGAGCUUCCAGGGUGUUCUUGAUGGAAAGUACGAUGAUCUCCCGGAACAAUCUUUCUAUAUGGUUGGUGGAAUCGAUGAGGUGAUUGCUAAGGCUGAGAAGAUCGCCAAGGAGAACGCUUAGUUAAAUUUUAUGUUAACGUCGUUGUUUUAUCCAUGAUAAACUUAUUUGUAGAGUCGCCGCUCGACUCUUGAGCUUUUUUUGUUUGUGCAUUCUUGGUGGGUAACGACCCAUUUUUUGCCCCUGGAGGUGCAUUUUAAGGCGAUUAACUUCUGUAUUCUGU